CUGAAGUCUUGGCUUGGCUUGGCUAUGAUGCUCAUCAUGUGUGAACAGCCUAUUGAACCUCCCUUUCACAUGAGGGGAUGGGCUGUUUGUGCCUAAUGGAACAGCUCUCCAACUUUAAACAAAAGGAAAUCUUAGAGGGAAUUUUCUUUUCUUGUAAAGCCUUGUACUUUCUGGUAGCCAAUGCAAUUUGAAUUAUCAUGUUUUCUGUGUUGACUAUGCUGGCUACAUAAGUACUGGACCUUGUAUCCUGAGAAUCCCUUUUACUCCUAAAAGGCAAGAAGGAUUUGCAUUUAGGGGUUGACCUGUAAUGCCUGUAACCAGCUCUUGACGUGGGCAAUAAUUGAACAAUGGGUAUGGCAAUAGGAAGGACCUUUGUGCUAAACUGUUGAGAAACGACCCAUACGCGGCAGCCCAGAAAUGUUCUAAUUCAUUGUAAGCUGUCAAUCUGCACUCAUUUUCCCAAGACAGGUGUUUGUUGUAUGAUGCAGGCACAACGCUUUGUCAAGAUGGAAUUGUGAUCUGAAAGCACCUCUAUGUACUUCAGUCACUCGACACUAUUGAAGCACGUUGAUAGAUGACAAGAUUGCUGAAGUGAAAAGAUAGAAGAAUUCAUCAUCAACCCUCAGACCAUACCAGCACAUCAACGUGCCUUUGCUUUGAUAGCACGUGAGAGGCCUCCAGCUGAAGAACAGGCAUGAGCCCUUUUAUUUGGUGAUGACAAUAUUUUCGUUUUAGUGCCAUAAUUUUAGAUAUUUUCAGUUUCUUUUCUCGGCACCUUUUUUUCGUAUUGGCUUGCAUUUUGUCUGAUUAUAGAUCUUACAAACUGAAUAAAGGAACCACUCCCAAUCUUUCUUCAACAGUGAGUUUUGCUGCCAAAGUAACAAGCCCUGUUUGCUCUACAGUCUGCUGUCAGAUGCAAGGGUUAAGUGGAUAAUCCAUAAGUGAUGAAACUGGCCUGUUGUACAAGUUUGCUGGUGAGUUGGAAGAAUAUGACUCGAGGAACUUUUUGAAGAGAAUUGCUGAAUUCUUGAGUUGGUUUUGCUUCCCUUUUGAUCAAAAUAUUUUGGACUGAUUACUCAAUUGCUUGUUGCUCAGCCCUGAGCUGAAGACUGCAGCUAAUGGAGGCACUGGAAGCAGAUGAUAUCAGCCCUGCUUUGGAGGCCACGGAGGAGUUCUUUCUUUUCAGUGGCAUUGAUGACCAGGUAGGACAUAAUGAUCUCCCAAAACAGGAGGUGUUUGGCAUCCAAGAGGUCCCAGUGAUAGUCGGGCAUGAUGUCCUCCAGGUGAAGGGUGAGAGAUCACACAAAACGGAUGGCACCAGAAUUACAGCUCAGAAAAUGAGCAAAUCAGAGUAUGCAAAGAAACUAGAAUUCAGAAGAAACGCCCCCACCAGCAAACCAGUCGGAGUGGCUAAUGGGCCAACACAACAGUGGACCAUCGGUGCAGACACAGAGGGCUCCUUCAUCUCGAAUAGUUACGGAGCAGUUCACUCCAAGAUUGGCAGUCUGCCUGAAGAAUGGUCACCCAGCUGGCCACUAGCUGUCCGAUCGCAAUCUGACAUUGUUCCAUCUCGUUGCAAGUCACAGUCUGGCCCGGUGCCAGCCCACUAUCCACUGGAUUCGGACAUCCCUCCCUCCCGCAUCUCUUUCUCAUCCUCAUUUAGCAAAGGCGGGAACUUUGCAAUGGUCAGUCAAAGCCAAGACAAUCGUCAGCCCCUGGGCCGAGAUGUCAUAAAGAAGGGAAGCCUGGCCAGAAGGCAAGAUCAUGCCAGCCUGUGGAAGGAGUGCUACGUUGAGCUUUGUCCCCGUGAGCUGUGUCUGUACAGUGUGGCAACUGGUGACGACUCUCACCUCUGUAACGUGUACUACUUGAGCCACUGCCAAAGCAUUACCCUGUCGAUCAGCCAUGGUGACCAUGUCCUGGAGGUUCUCUUCUCCAAUGGCGCUCCGCUGCAACUGCAAGCACGCUCCCGGGAGGAGGCUGAAGAAUGGAGGCAGGACCUCCUGGCACAAAUGCUUGCCCUGAGCCUGCCAAACAGGACCCAGACCCCACCACCAACAGAUUGGCAUCCUGGGACUUGUCAAGUAAAAACCAUCCAGCCUGCUGCUGUCCAAUUGCGCCCAGAAGGUACAGUACGGAUAGGAGUGCUUCAUAUGCUGAUGCCUCAGAACAACUGGAACUCUUACACCUUUGUCCUUAGCCAAAGCCAACUCAAGUACUUUCGAACUAAUGACCUGCAGGAAGAGCCCUUGGCAUCUUACAGGAUUAAUCAAUGCCUCAACAUUCGGUUUGAGGUGACGGUGGAGUCUACACCUCGCCUCAAGGUGUCUUUUCCUGAAGAGGUUCUCAUUCUCAUGGCGGACAGCCAACAAGAGACGCAGGAGUGGAUGGAGGCGAUCAAGGCUAUGAUCAACUCCAAGCGGGUGGCUAAUAGCUCAAAGUGCUUCUCAGUGAGUGAUCAGAAGGCAAAAGGGCUGGACUGCAGUGAUGGUGGCACGAAAAGGAAUAAGCGAUACUCAGUGACCAGCAGCUUUCUAAGCCUCCUGACAGUGAUUGCAGUGGAGAAGGGGCUCACGGCUCAGAGCUUCAGGUGUGCAGGAUGUCAGAGACCGGUGGGAUUGUCCUAUGGGAACGCAAAGGUGUGUGCCUACAGUGGCUGGUACUAUUGCCAAGCAUGUCAUGUUGACGAUGUGUUCCUGAUCCCGGCUCGACUGGUUCACAACUGGGACACCACAAAGCACAAGGUUUCAAAACAAGCAAAAGAAUUCCUGGAGUACAUAUCAGAAGAGCCACUCGUUGAUGUCCGACAGGAUAAUCCACAUCUGUACGAGCAUGUGGAAGCGUUGGCCACUGUUCUCCGCUUGCGACAGCAGCUCAAAUCGCUGAGAGCGUACCUGUUCAGCUGCAGGGCCUCUGUGGCAGAAGAUUUGCGCAGAAGGAUUUUUCCCAGGGAAUAUAUUCUGCAACACGUGCACUUGUAUUCAUUAGCUGACCUUCAGCAGGUACGUGAUACAGCGACCAUUCGUUCGAACUUCCUAGUCACUGCCUGUUUAAAAAUAAUCCAAUCUGUCCAAAUUGUGCUGUAUCGUUUGUUGUCUCUGCUAUGUUAGCCCAGCUUAGCCGGGGCACAAGGAG
Messenger RNA from Rhincodon typus (whale shark), 3135 nucleotides. It is a transcript of the gene plekhm3, whose product is annotated as pleckstrin homology domain containing, family M, member 3. The coding region runs from base 1119 to 3110 and encodes 663 amino acids. The transcript is spliced from 7 exons. The record is from RefSeq and is a predicted model, not a curated record. Lineage: Eukaryota; Metazoa; Chordata; Chondrichthyes; Orectolobiformes; Rhincodontidae.